This is a messenger RNA of Truncatella angustata, 963 nucleotides long. RefSeq lists its product as uncharacterized. The transcript is spliced from 5 exons. The coding region runs from base 1 to 963 and encodes 320 amino acids. Lineage: Eukaryota; Fungi; Ascomycota; Sordariomycetes; Amphisphaeriales; Sporocadaceae. The record is from RefSeq and is a predicted model, not a curated record.
AUGGCAACACAUAAUACUGAGUCGGAUGCCGACAUUGUCCGCGACUAUGAUCGAGUUCUGCAACCUAAGCUCCUUGCGGCCCUUGGAUCAAUCCAUGGCCUUUCGUGGGCUUCCUUCACUCUCCCAAAAGUUCGUGUGAAUGUCUCCCAAGCCAAGAGGUUCGAGGAAACGCGUCACGUGGCUCCGCGCACGGCACGGCCGUCCGAUGGUAACAGCAACACCCCUUUUGGCCUGUACUCACUCGGCCAAAGUAUUGGAGUGGAACAGCUUGAUGGCCAGGGUACGCUUGGAGGUUUCAUCACCGUCUCAACUGGGGACAAGACUAGGGUGUACGGCUUGACCAACAACCAUGUUAUGAAUGUUGCGGCAAGUCCGACACAUGUAGAGAAGGACAUCGCAAUCUACGGUCCCAACUAUCAUGAUCUCGAGGCCACCAAGAUUACCCACCAAGACACAAAGAUCCAAUCGUACAAGCUAGGUCAAUUGAAAACCACCUUUGGACGUACUUUGGAUCUGCCGCCUGGGGAAGCAAAUCCUUGUAUCCUUGACUGGGCUCUCUUUGAUCUGAACUCCGACACCCUGAAGACCAUGAAGCAUGAAUUUUUGAAGCUGAAGCCUAACUUCCAGUUGCCUCGGUCUCAGGGAAGAGAAUGGGAAGUGAAUCUGGUCCGGAAGGUGAUGAAUAUUACCGACAUUGAGACAUGGAAGGGAACGCUGCAAAAUCGUCAUAAGUACAGUGCUGUUGUGGAGUUAAUUUUGCGCCCAAGAUGCCAACAACCCUUCUGUCAAUCGGGGGGCUCUGGGUCUCUUGUUGAUGAUGAGAAUGGUCACAUUGUAGCGCUCCUCUGGGUACUGGCAGAUGAUGAUACUAUCGUCACAGAUAUCCGCGUGGUAUUUAAGUCGAUUCGGGAAAAGUUGAAUUUGGACUCGAACGCGGUCCUUGGUGUUGCUACCACAUUUUGA